Messenger RNA from Boleophthalmus pectinirostris (great blue-spotted mudskipper), 3436 nucleotides. RefSeq names its product adducin 3 (gamma) b (gene add3b). The record is from RefSeq and is a predicted model, not a curated record. Gene Ontology annotation, cellular component: plasma membrane; postsynaptic density; cytoskeleton. Gene Ontology annotation, molecular function: actin filament binding. Gene Ontology annotation, biological process: barbed-end actin filament capping. Lineage: Eukaryota; Metazoa; Chordata; Actinopteri; Gobiiformes; Gobiidae.
UCCACCAUGCUGCUGCAGCCACUCUCCACUCCUCUCCAAGUCCGUUCUUUAGCCGCAACGGGCAGUCUGGUCCGGGUAGUGUACCCUCUGCACACGCCGCGCAAACUCUUUUAACAAUGUGACUGGGGAAAAAGAAGGAAAGUAUCAGAUUGGCUUUGGUUUUUACUUGCUUUGUGGAAGUUUUUGAGCGAAAUAGUCGAGCCUGCAUCGUUUGGAGGGACUUCUACCGAGGAAGAAGUGCUUUUGGAGAUUUCACAGGACUCCUUCCAGCCUCCGUGACAGUAACUUGGCAGCAUGAGCCUGGUGGAUGUAAGGCCGUCGGCAGCCUCUCUGACCCUGCCUCUGUCCAGCAGCAGCUCUAAAGACAGGCUGGAUGAUAGUGACCCGGAGCACCUGCGCAGCCGGGCCAUGUCCCCAGACCUGAGGCAGGACUUUAACAUGAUGGAGCAAAAGAAGAGGGUCACGAUACUCCGGAGUCCAGUGUUUAAAGACGAACUUGAAGGCCUCAUCCAAGAUCAGUUAACAAAGGGCAACACCCCCACUGGUCUCUUGGCUUUGAGACAGAUUGCUGACCUGGUCAUGGCUAGCACCGUGGGAGGAGCUGGCCCUUUGACUUCCCCGAUCAGUUUAGGCAUGGUGACCCCCAUCAAUGACUUGUAUGGCAUCGAGUCGCCUUCAUUCGUAAAGGGGGAGAAACUGAAUCGCUGCAGGCUGGCCAGUCUUUACAGGCUAGUUGACCUCUUCAGCUGGGCUCGUUUUACAAGCUCCUAUAUUACCCUUCGUGUGAGUAAGGAGCAGGACCACGUUCUCAUCAGCCCACGUGGUCUGUCUUUUGCUGAAGUAACAUCUGCAAAUCUGGUGAAAGUGAACAUCGUCGGGGAUGUGGUCGAUCAAGGUUCUACUGAUCUCUCCAUCGACCAUUUUGGCUUUGGGCCUCAUGCAGAGAUUUACUCUAUGCGCCCUGAUGUGAGAUGCAUUAUCCACCUGCACACCCCUGCUACUGCUGCUGUGUCCUCCAUGAAAUGUGGAAUCCUGCCCAUUUCCCAGGAGGCUUUGCUUCUGGGAGACGUGAGCUGUUUUGGUUACCAUGGUAGCCUGGAUAAUAAAGAGGAGAAGGUGGAGUUUCAGAAAGCUCUGGGCCCUACUGCCAAGGUAAUGAUUCUGAGGAAUCAUGGACUGCUUGCUUUGGGUGAGACCGUGGAAGAAGCCUUCCAUUACAUGUAUCACUCCCAACAGGCCUGUGAAAUCCAGGUGAGUGCUUUGGCAUGCUCUGGUGGAGUGGACAACCUUGUGCUCCUGGAUAGAGUGAAGUUCAAACCCCUGACGCAGGGCGUGGCAGCUGCUGGGGUGCUGGUGGAGAAUGAGGUCAAAUGGAAAGUGGGAGAGGCGGAGUUUGAGUCACUGAUGAGGAUGCUGGACAACUUGGGAUACAGGACGGGCUACUCCUACAGAAACCCCAUUGUCCGUGAGAAGCCGCGCUCAAAGAAUGACGUCGAGAUUCCUGCCACUGUCUCUGCUCUCCCAUCAGAUGAGGAUGACCUGGGCCUAUGCAGUCCAUUGAAGUAUAUUGUGCAAAAACAACAGAGAGAAAGGACGCGCUGGCUCAACUCCCCUAACAGUUACUUAAGGGUCAACGUUCCAGAACACUCACCCUAUGGAGAUGUCAGCCCUAGAACCCGAACUAUGUGGAUGAAGUCUGCAGACCCAGGAAACAGCAGUGGGACUCCAAUCAAGAUUGAAGAUCCAAAUCAGUUUGUCCCAUUAAAUACUGAUCCCACAGAAGUCAUGAACAAGAGGAACAGGAUAAAAGAACAACACAGAGGAGACCUGAUGACCUCAGGACCAAAGUCUCAACUACUUGCCGACAUUGUGGUGGAUACAAUACCAGGACCGGCCUUCAUUUAUGAGGAUGAAGAACAUGUGCGCUCCCUACCCCCUAACCCCUUCAAUGAGGUCACAGAGAAAGUGCUGGAGGAAUACAAGAAUCUGGUGGAGAAGAAAAAGCUGGGGCGAGAAGAUGAGGACGAUGCUACAGAUGCAGAUGAAAUGACCACAUUUGAUGGCUCUACUAUCUCCCUCUCCCUGUCCCCUAUAAUGACUCCAGCAAAAGACAUUAUUCUCAAUGGGAAGGAUCACUUCACAGAUGUAGAUGAAGAUCUCAGUAUUGAGGUGUCCAAACUGAGCAUGAGCACUUCAGAAAGUAUGGAGGUUUCCAUUACAACAAAAGAGAAAAGUGGAGAGAUCCAGACGCCUGAGAGUCAGACCAAAUCCAAGAAGAAGAAGAAGGGGUUCCGGACUCCUUCCUUCCUGAAAAAGAGUAAGAAGGAAAAGAAGGACAAAGAGAAAGAGAUAGAGAAGGUCGAUUCGUGAGGACAUUAUGUAAGCAGAAGAGAGAGUUAGAAAAUGGAAGUCAGUGUGGAAAACUAAAAUGGCUUUAGUUGGCAGCUUCCCUCUAUUAUAUAUCACAUAAACAUUUAUUACAAAGGAAGCUAAUUUAUAUGAACAGUUUCAUAUGUGGAAAUACGUACGUUCUUGAAAAGGCAUUUAAAAUGAAGCCAUGAGUUAUUACUAGUUUUGUAUCUAUUGUAAAUCUGAAAAAGUUCACACAGAUUAUUUGGACCUGUUAGCCUUUUGUUACUGUUUGCACAAGUCCUUAUAUGAAUGUAAUCUCUAAGCAAAAGAAAACUGUUAAACAAUUUUAGCAUCCCUUUAUCAGUAGAGUGUACUAAUCUAUACUUAUAGCCUUUUACAAAGUAAGAUUUGUAUUUAUUGUUGUUACCUAAAAUAAUACUGUGUGUUGGGAUUUAACACUAAUGUUUGGUGAAUUUACAUAAUUACUGUACUCCAGUUUAUGUGACUUAUUAAUAAUAACUUUCAUUUAUGUCCCAGCAAUAUUAUUUGUUUGGUUGCUGCUUUCUGGUAUUUGCAACACUGAUAGUGGUCACAUGAGCUGAAGCAAUGCUGAAUGCUUUAAACUUGAAGCUGUAAGUGUGAAUCACAAAUGGAUCAGAUUUGAUCUGAGAGAGCAAGUGUGGAGCUGAAACUACAGCAAGUUGUGCAGUGAAUUGUUUGUGUGUUUUAUAAAACAUUUAGGGGACCAUCUUUUUGUAUCCCUCUCAAUAAUGUGAACGAUUUUGUUUUUGACCCAAAGGGAGUGAAAUCUUUGUACAUAAUUAAAUGUGAAGUUCUUUUUACACUAAACCAAAUGUAGAUGUAUUGUGACAGUACAAUCUUCCUUUAUUCACUUACAAACUUAUCCUGACACUUUUGUAUUUAGCUUGAUAAAUCUUAUUUACUGAACAUACAGUAUAGAGAGCACAUGGUGUUUACAUAGUGUAUGGCCUGUCUAAGUCUAGUGCCUAGUGUUUGUAUAUCCUCUAUUGUGUACCAUGCUCUUGCCUAAGGUUCUUUUCUUUUUAAUUGCAGCUGCCUUAAA